AUGGAUAGAAAUAGUAGUAGUAGUAGUGAGAAUAGGAAGAUCAAAAAAAGAAAGAGAAGUCGAUCAUAAAAGAAAGAAAAAAAAAAAUAUAAAAGUAAGAAAUCUAAAGAAAGAAAGUCAAAAGAAAAGAAAAAGUAAUAGAAAAAAUAGGGUGAGAAAAUUCCAUAGAAGUAAUUGAUAAAAGAAAAAGAUGUAAAAAUUGAAGUACAACAAAAAGUUUUAGAGAAUGAAACAAAGGAAGUAAAAAUUUAACAUAGAUUUUAGUAACGGAAUACAAGACUAAAAUAAGAGAGAAGAAAAAGAUCUAGAUCUAAUUCAGCUGUUAAACAUUAUUAAAAAUAAAUCUUAGCUAACAAUCCUGUUACUAAAUCUAGUAAUAUGAAUUUAAAAAUUAAUAUAGAUAUGCUAGGUUAUGACAAAUAAGAUCGUUUUUGGGAUGGAUUCACUUGGGUACCUAAAACAAAUUUACAUGAUAAAGUUAGGGAUGAUAAGGAUAAGGUAAUGUCAUUGACUAGUAGAAUGAGAAGAAUUUAACUUUGUAAUAUUCCUACAGGUUUAACUAAUCGAGAUCUUUAUGCUGAAUUAAGUAGAUUUAUUAAUAGAAAUUACUUAAAUGAUGUUGGAAAUGCUAAACCAAUUUUAUAUUGUCAUUUGAAUGAGAAAGAUAGAACAUGUACAAUUGAAUUAUCAUCUGUUGAAGAGGCUAACAGAAUGUUAAAAUUAGAAGAAAUUAAAUUAUUAGAUGAAUCUUGUAAGAUAUUUCGUCUUGGUGAUAAUUUAUAUGGUACAUAUAUCUAAUAUAUAUUCAGGUCAAUCUGUUAAUUAAUCAUAGUUAGUAUAGUAAGCACAUAAUAUGGCUUAAGCAUAAGCAGCUGCUUAUCUUGCAUUAAAAUCACUUGGUUUUGCCAGAGGAUAGAGAGAAGAAGAUGAAAUUCUGGCUUAGGCAGGUAUCCCAUCCAGGAUUAUAAAGGUUGGAAAUUUCUUAAAUGUUGCUAUGGCAAUUAAUUUAAAUAAAAAUGAAUGGAAUGAAAUGAGAGAAGAUUUGCUAGAAGGAUUUUCAUAAUAUGGUUAAAUUGAAGAUGACUUUUUUGUUAAACCAUUUUAAGCUAGUUUAGGAGGUAUUUUAAAUUAAAUAUAAAUUAAAGCUGAAGCAGGUUCUCUAUUUCUUGUGUAUUCAACUUUUGAGGAUGCACAACGUACUGUAAUAUCAAUGUAUGGUAGAACUUAUAAUUAGAGGUCUCUAAAGAUUAUAUUCAUAAAUGAAUAGACCUAUAUAAGAAGUUAUAUUCCAUUAAAAUUGAGAUAAUAGCCUGAAACAGAAGAAUUGCUAAAAAGAGAAUAAGAUAAAUAUGAUGAUGAAGAAUUUGAAGAAGAAGAAGAAUAUUUAGAAAAAAUGGAUAAUGGAUGUGUUAUUGAAAAAAAUAAUAAUAAUUAAUAAUAAUAAUAAUGA
Molecule: messenger RNA, 1450 nt
Organism: Paramecium pentaurelia
Lineage: Eukaryota; Ciliophora; Oligohymenophorea; Peniculida; Parameciidae
Source: the annotation of a GenBank genome assembly